UCGCAUACGACGUUCGUCUAGUGUUAUCUUGAUUAGCCGCUAUUAACCUCUGCUAUCUCAAUAAGACCGUUGUCCUGGUCCGCAUAUGUUAUUAUUAUUAUACGGUCUCGGAAAUUAAUAUUGUCGUUAAAACACUUCUUGAACAAACUUUGGAGUUUGGACGUCGUGGUCGACUGUGCCGGUGUCGAUAAUGUUAUGAGAGAGCGAUUAAUCUAAUAAUACCUUUUUUAUCAAAAGUUAUCGUGGUAUUUCACAAUGUUACUCCGGUUUCACAUUUUUGUGGUUUUAUUGUAUUUAUAGACUAUUCGAUGGGUGUUUUGUGUGGGGAAUGGUGGAUAGCUUUUAAAUUUAAUAUAUUAUUUUAGUUGCCUGUUGAAGUUCCGAAUUUCUACUUGAAUGUUAUAAACAACAUUUCUACUAAAUUUGUUAGAAGUUAUAAUAUUUAUACAGUUAAUGACAACAUAUUGCACUAAAAAAAUACUAUAUAUAUAUAUAUAAAGAAGUUUAAUUAAUUUAAUAGGUUUAUAACAUAAUAUACAUCAAAACUAUUUAACAUUGUAUUAGCAAAAUGGUUCAAAAUACUGAAAUUGUAGAUGUCAGCAAUAACAGUGUUUCGUUGGACAAUUUGUCCGAUUACAUGGUUAUUGGCUGGGAUAUAGACACAACUGGACGCCGUUUACUGGACGAAAUAUGCCACAUUGCUGGUCACACUCCAAACUCGCAGUUUAAUCAAUAUAUAAUGCCACAUAAUGACAUUGAUCAAGUAGCCAGAAGACGUCAUCUUUUGUGUACUAUAACAAUGGGGCGUUUUCGUGCAUUAAAAGAUAUCAAAAAUAAUAAAACAUUAAAAUCAAAAAGUGAAAUAUCUGCUUUAGCUGAAUUUAUAGAAUGGUUAGAACAAAUGUUGAAAGAAAAUGGUAAAAAAAUGGCCAUUUUAGUGUGUCAUGAAGUUAGCAAAUUCAACACUUGUCUUUUAAUUAAGUCUCUUCUUGCCUAUAAUUUAUUAGAUAAAUUCUCUGACGUAGUCAAAGGAUUUGCUAACUGCCAUUCAUUUGCUCAAACCCACUGUCAAGAUACUAUGGUUAUGUUUUCACUUAGAGUUCUGUCAAAGGUUCUCUUAGAUAAGGAUCACAUUGAUACUUCCAAGGCAACUGAUCGUGCUAAAUUAGCUUAUGAUAUUGUUCAACAUUUAUGUGUAACAUUGGAAAGUGGUAAUGAUGAUUCAAAAGAAGUUGUAACUGGAAGUGAAGUUUCUGAAGAAACCAAGGUCAAGGCAUUAUCUACAUUCCUUACAAGUAUAGAUAACGAAGUACAGACAUUGCAUAGCACUCAAGAACUAUUGGCAAGACAAAAAUCACUAAAUACAGUUUACCAUAAGUCUUUGUCAUACCAAACAUCAACAUUAGAUCGCAAGAAAGCUAUUAGUUAUCGUAAUUCAAUCGCUAAAGCUAACAUUGAUUAUAUGACUCUGCAAUCUUUAUGGACUGAAAAUAAAGACGGUUUCAAAGACGCUGUUAAAGACAAAUUGCCAGAACUGUCUGAUGAGGAUAAAGAAAAUAUUGUUAGUACCAUAAUUAUGCAUUUUGAAAAUCCUGAACCUGUUUCUCCACCACCUAAAGGAGGCCGAAAGUAUGGYGGUAGAUUCAGGAGACGUAGCAGCAGUAACAAGGACAACAGAAAGGGUUUAUCUGAAAAUGAUGCUGGCUUUCUUUCGCCAAAUUCAACUGACAACGCUAAUGGUCACAACCUAGAUGCAGAAAAGCCUCAGAACGAAAUUAUCAAAAGUGAAAAUGGUGAAAACAACUGAUUAAAAACCAAAGUUUGAUUACCAUUUUAAGUAUUAAGUAUUAAGUAUUAUUUAAAAAAAAAAAUUUAAAAAAAAACGUUAAGUUUUUUUGUUGUUUUUCAUAGACUACUUAUAAGUUUUAUAAUAAUAAUUUUUAAAUCUCUAAAAAACAAUUGACUGUAUGAAACAAAAACAAAGUGUCUAAAACUUUUCGCGUUCAGUUAACUAUUAUCUUUAUGGAUAAUAUAUUAUUAUUUUAUUUUAAAAAAAUCAAGUCGAUUUUAAUAUUUAUUUUUCUUCAACUUCUAUUUCUAUUUUAAUUUGUAAGAACGCGAAUAAGUUGAGGUCUUUAUAACAUAGCACAUGUAAUAACGUUUACUAGAUAAAACAAUAAACAAAAAAUAUAACAACAAAAGUUAUUUAAUUUAAUUUAUCGCUGUUAUUAUUUAUUAUAAUAUUAUCUUCAUUUUAUGUGUAACAAAACGAUAAUCAAGUUUGUCUGAUAUUAAUUUUUUUAUUCUUUUCAAAAUGUGUAAAUAUUUAUUGAUAAAAUGUUCAUUAUCUACUUUAUAGACUUAUGCUUGCUCAAAUAAUAAUAAGGCUAUCUUACAAUAAGCAUACCUACAUCCAUGUUUGUUGUGUUUAACACAAAAGUAAUAGCAAAUUUACAUUAAGCAGAUCA
This is a messenger RNA of Diuraphis noxia (Russian wheat aphid), 2468 nucleotides long. RefSeq names its product maternal protein exuperantia (gene exu). Gene Ontology annotation, biological process: bicoid mRNA localization. Gene Ontology annotation, molecular function: RNA binding; protein homodimerization activity. NCBI's taxonomy places the organism in Eukaryota, Metazoa, Arthropoda, Insecta, Hemiptera, Aphididae. The record is from RefSeq and is a predicted model, not a curated record.